Molecule: messenger RNA, 336 nt
Organism: Knipowitschia caucasica
Lineage: Eukaryota; Metazoa; Chordata; Actinopteri; Gobiiformes; Gobiidae
Source: the annotation of a GenBank genome assembly
AUGGUUCAGCAGCAGGAAGAGUCCCGACAUGGUUCAGCAGCAGGAAGAGUCCCCACAUGGUUCAGCAGCAGGAAGAGUCCCCACAUGGUUCAGCAGCAGGAGGAGUCCCCACAUGGUUCAGCAGCAGGAAGAGUCCCCACAUGGUUCAGCAGCAGGAAGAGUCCCCACAUGGUUAUGAGCAGUGGCCUUUACUCGAGCUCCGCAGAGACACAGAGCAGUGACAUUUCAGCGGAUUACACAGUUGUGGGUUGUAUUCCCGCAGUGUCAGAGGUGCAUGGCUUUGUAAUUAUCUCAGACUUUCAACGUUUGACCUCAGAGACCGUCCCAGUUCUGUGA